Molecule: messenger RNA, 1074 nt
Organism: Conger conger (European conger)
Lineage: Eukaryota; Metazoa; Chordata; Actinopteri; Anguilliformes; Congridae
Gene: fgfbp1a
Product: fibroblast growth factor binding protein 1a
Exons: 2
Coding region: 167-832 (221 amino acids)
Biological process (GO): cell-cell signaling
Molecular function (GO): growth factor binding
Source: RefSeq, a predicted model, not a curated record
UAAAAUAACUUGCAUUGUGUUGUAAAAUCUGGCGAUCGGACGGGAGGUGGGCGUGUAGAGUUAGGUAUAAAUUCCACAUGCGAGCUUCCCAGGUGUACAGGAACACGAGCAUUCCAGUUUCACAUGCAUUUUCACUUACAGGUGAUUGCAGAUUCAUAGAGAGGACAUGACCAUCCUUAGCAACAUCGCAAUUGUCCUGGUUCUUGCCUGCAUCGCUCAGCUCGUACUUGUUGCGGACUGUAAAGGUUCGGGUAGAAAAGGAAAGAAGGCCGAGCGAGGGACUGGCAGUGGGAACAAAGGAGGUGUGCCAAAGCCGCCUCCGAAACAGCCUGCUAACCGUCACGAGAAAGGACAGAAGACCCCAUCUGUAAAGGGGGUAUUCAAGGGCAGAUUUUUAAGCAGAGACAAAACUCAAUGCACCUGGGUAGCGACCGGCGAGGACGCGUUCACCCUUGAUGUGAACUGCAAGAAAGGAGGGGACACUUUCGGUUGUGAGUACAAAGCAAGACCCUCAGCUUGCCCUGACUAUGCGUCCGGCGUCAGAACCUACUGGAAACAGAUUGCCCGUGCUUUGAAGAAACAGAAGGUUCUGUGCAAGGACCCCGCGGCGCUUGUGAAAGCUGGCAUGUGCAAACGUGCCCCAAAGGACGCCCAUUUCAAACUUAACGAUAGACCAAGAAAGCCAGCAGAAAGUUCUACGGACUCAACUACCUCAUCGGGUAAAUCGUGCGCUGAGAGUCAGCAGCAGCGGGCAAAAGAAUACUGCAGCACCUCGUGGUCAAGUGUGUGUAAUUUGCUUUUCUCAAUGAUUGAGGGCGGUGAGGAUUGUUGAGCAAACGAUUAUCCAUGCUUUCCUGUUAUUGCCAAUGUUCAAUGUCUUCCGAGUUCAAUCUUGUUUUAAUCCGAACAAAUAUAAAAAUGUAAAGAGGAGAUAUGUAUGAAUCUGUAUGCAAAGCAGAGGUCUUCCGCUGUGUGACGAUCGUAUAAGCAGAGGUGUUCCGCUGUGUACUCUUGUAGUCGCUUUAUCUGUCCUUUAUUUAUAAGUUGUGAUAACACAAUAAAUAUUUUUAUUUA